This is a messenger RNA of Phycodurus eques (leafy seadragon), 3665 nucleotides long. Its product is annotated as E3 ubiquitin-protein ligase RNF34-like. Gene Ontology annotation, molecular function: ubiquitin protein ligase activity. Gene Ontology annotation, cellular component: cytoplasm; plasma membrane. Gene Ontology annotation, biological process: negative regulation of extrinsic apoptotic signaling pathway via death domain receptors; protein K48-linked ubiquitination; proteasome-mediated ubiquitin-dependent protein catabolic process. Lineage: Eukaryota; Metazoa; Chordata; Actinopteri; Syngnathiformes; Syngnathidae. Bases 327 to 1520 code for a protein of 397 amino acids. The record is from RefSeq and is a predicted model, not a curated record. The transcript is spliced from 7 exons.
UCCCUAAGCGGAUGGCCGAGGCCACGUCACGGCGUGUUUGUGACAACCCGGAGCCGGGAGGGGAGCCAGGGGUGAAUUCCUGCAUUGUGCGGCGCAAAGAGCUUCACAAUGCGCUCCUGUACGCGUGGCGACAAACGAUUGACACGGCCUGGUAGAGGAGUGGGAGACGUCGUCCCCGAACAAACAAUGCAAAACACCAUAGGCGGGCUAACGGACGGCAUCGACCUUGCGGCGUUAGAACCCUUUAACCCCUGGGUUUCACUGUUAUAAACGUUAUGGGGAAGAAAAUGGACGCCGCCCGUGGUUAAAGCGCGGGGGCCUCGUCCAUGUGGGCGUCAUGCUGCGGGCUGCUGAACGAGGUGAUGGGCACGGGCACGGUGCGGGCGCAGCAGCCCGGCUUCGGCGCCGGGGCCGGGCCUUUCCGCUUCGCCCCUAGCGCGGGGUACUCCACGUACCCUCCCGCCGGCUCGGGGAGCGCUGGGCAACUGUGCAAGGCCUGCGGACUGGCGUUCUCAGUCUUCAGACGCAAGCACGUGUGCUGCGACUGCAAGAAGAGCUUCUGCGCGCUAUGCUCGGUGCUGCAGGAAAACCUACGCUGCUGCGCCACCUGCCACCUGUUGCGGGGCACCGCCUUCCAGAGGCCGCGCCUCAUGCAGCUGCGCGUCAAGGACCUGCGGCAGUACCUGCUGCUGCGCAACAUCCCCACCGACACUUGCAGGGAGAAGGAGGACCUGGUGGACCUGGUGCUGCGCCACCGGGGCACCGGAGAGGCCCCCCGACCCGUCGUGCUGGUGGAGGAGGAGGAUGAGGAGGGGGACGGAGACACGGCCGAGGAACAGGCGGAGGAAGACGACGAAGACGAUACAGACAGUCUCCGCUCGCGCGCCGCCUCGCCGCCCUCCACCGCCGGCUCUGCUUCCGAACAGUCGCUCGGAUCCGCCUCUCAGGGAGUCGCGCUCAGCCCGAGUGAUAGCUCGGGCGCCCCGAGCCAGUUUUCCCCUCAGGAGCAGGAGGACACGCCCACCGCCUCGCUCCUCGAUCUGGCGCACACGGAAAGCGCGACGGCGGCGAGCCCGGCGACGCAGAGGAGGAUCCGCGCCUCGCUGUCGGACUUGGACGACGAGGGAGCCAUCGAGAGGCUGUCGGUGCGCCAGCUCAAGGAAAUCCUCGCCAGGAACUUCGUCAACUACUCGGGCUGCUGCGAGAAGUGGGAGCUGCUGGAGCGCGUGCAUCGCCUCUACAGAGAAAACGAGCACAACAGGAAGUCUCUGGAAAAUGUGAGCAUUACUGCAGUGGUUGCAUAUCCUCCACCUCUGUGCAACAGUGCCGUUGGAGACGGCGGGAAAGCCCAGUUGGCCUCGGACGAGAACCUGUGCCGCAUCUGCAUGGACGCCAUCAUCGACUGCGUUCUCCUGGAGUGCGGCCACAUGGUGACCUGCACCAAAUGCGGCAAAAGGAUGAACGAGUGCCCCAUCUGCAGGCAGUACGUGGUGCGGGCCGUGCACGUCUUCAAGUCCUAAAAAAAUACAAGUACAAAAAAAAACUGGGCCGCCAGAGACCCUUGAAAAUGGCGCGAGUGGCUUGGACCGGCGGUUUUCCUGGGACACGGCAGGGGUUCGAGUCGCCGCGGUUGACACGACCGCUUGUUGGUCGACCUCAACACGUGCAAUACCGUUAAGAAAAAAAAAAAUAAUCAUCAUAAUAAUUUUUCUUACUGUGGAAAAUGUCUUUUGGUUCUAGUUUAACAGCACAUCUUACGUUAGCAGAAGAUGCCAAAUAACAUGCCUGUACUCUCAUACCUUUAACUUUGCAUAGCCAGCAAGCUUGGAAUGACGGUUCGUAUUCAAACCAUAGAAAGCAGUACAAUAAGGGUGUUUUGUUUUAUAUAUAUAUAUAUAUAUAUAUAUAUAUAUAUAUAGGGUGUAAUGAUUCGUUUUGGCAGCCAUUCAAUCAUAUCACAAUUUGUUUUGCCGAUUCAUCCAAGGACGGUUUGAUACAAUUCAGCGUUUGGAAAUCGAUUCAGUCACUUUUUGGGUUUUUUUUUUUUUUUUUAGCCAAAAAUUUUAACCAUAGCGACUGUGAAAUAAACACCUGGAUGUCAGACAGGUCAUGUGAAAUUUCCUAAAUUGCUUUGGUUUCUUGUAAAGUUAUCAGUUAAAAUGAAUUAUGGAUAGAAUAAACGAACAAGCACUCAUGGCAAAUGUAUUUACAGUUUUGCUGAAGUAUAUCCGUGAUGGAAUUUCGUGUUCGCCAACCUUUUAGCUCGUAGACGACCGCGGUCAACAAACCGUUUGCUUGCAUGUCCGUCAUGUUCUAGCCUCGAUUGUUUUUGACGACUGCAAAACCAAAACAUGUUUAUAUUUCAGAUUUAAGCUUCGCUGGACGUUCCGCGAGUUAAGUUUUGCACCUGCUCUUUGCGCCGCCAUAUUUCCUGCGCUGCGCAUUCUACAAGGGAUCUUGGGAGAUAUAGUUUGCUUCGCAGAACCGCCCCACUCAAUAGCGCCGGAAGAAAACUACAGAUUGAAACUCCCAAGAUCCCGUGCGACGUCACAGACAGGAAAACAUAAUCGAGUUACGGCUUUGUCAUUAAAAGUGCUAGAAAAAAAACACAAACGCACAUCCAUUAAAAAAAGUCUGCCGUGAUUAAUCCAAUGCAUUAUUUCCUAGUAUCCAUACAAUAGAUUGUUCACCUUUUAAAAUGAUUUAAAGGGAUAUAAAAAAAAACAACAACAAAAACCAAUUGGAUCGGAAGAGUAUAAAUCGAUACCGGUACAUCGAUAUAACCGAUGAAUCGUUACACCCUUAGUGUAUGUAUAUACACACACAUAUGAAAAGCUCUACAUUUUUAUUUUAUUAUUUUUUAAAAUUUGACCUUGCACGUUCAAUUCUCAUCAAAUUGUAUCAGACAUGCUCUCGGGUUAUCGGAGCGGUUACCCACAGCAUACGUCCACAAAAUGUCUUCUUUUUCAUUUAGUUUGGAGUACUAUAGCUUGGAACCCCGAUUCUAAACUUCUGCUCAGGUCCGAGAAGGACGGGAAGCGAAACCUGCCGAGCGAUAUCGGUUUUUAUGCCACCGAUGUGAUCGAUAACAGCUGCUGCCUCCUCCUCGAUCGUAUCGUUGUUUUGUCACCCCGAGAGAGGUCAUCGUCUGAUUCACUUCGGUCUGUUAUGCAAAGCAAGCCAGACACUUGUUUUCUGCUCAUCCAUCUUACAAAAAAAAAAAAAAAAAAAAAAGUGUGUGUGUGCGGGAUAUUACGCUGUUAAUGUAAAUGUGUUGCAUAGAGAUAGCCUCUAUUGUUGUUGUUAUUAUGAAUUAAACAUAUAUUUUUACAUGGACUAGCAGCGAGGCUCUGAGAUUUAUGAACAGAAUGUAUUUAUGAGUUUAGUCAAGACUUUAAAAUAUAUCUUCAUGGGUCGAUUUGUAUUUUAAAAAAAAAAAUGUUUGUCACACAUUCCCAAUUCACGUACGUUAUUUUUUUUUCCAUUAUUGAUUUAAUGUGGCUGUUUGUCAUUGGAAGAUGUCACUCACGGGCAGCUACAAUCUUCUGGCGGGCACUCAUAACCCUGGAUCUUUAUAUUUUGGAAUGUUGGACCUUUUUAUUUUGGUAAACAAAACAAAACAAAAAAUGAUUAGAUUCAAUAAAAUUCAGUCAAAUCUGAUCGAC